ACACACGACAUCAAAGGCAGCGUCCGAAAUAAGCCGCGGCCGUUUCGCCUGGGCCUCGAUCCGUCCGCAGCACGCCGCCGCGACACGACCAUCUCCCCUCACUCUGCCGCGCUCCCCCGGCUCGAGUCAAUCCCCCCAUGGCGGCUGCGACGGCGGCGGCGGUUCCCGCCGCCACGGCGGCGGAGGAGGAGGCGCGGUUGCUGCGCCUGGAGGAGCAGGCGGAGCACGGCGGCGGCGGCGCCUGGGAGUACCUCUGCCUCGCCCGCCGCCUCCGCGCGCGCCGCCCCGCCCACGUCCUCCGCGUCGGCCUCGCCCUCCUCAACGACGCCUCCGCGCGCUCCCGCCUCGGCUCAGAACAGUGGACGCUUUAUGAGCAGGUUGCCGUGGCAGCCAUGGAUUGCCAGCGUCUCGAUGUGGCAAAGGACUGUAUUGGAGUCCUCUCAAAGCAAUUUCCUGGGAGCACCCGAGUUGCCCGGCUAGAAGCUCUUCUAUUUGAAGCGAAGGGUGAAUGGGCAGAAGCUGAAAGAGCCUACGCGCUAAUCCUGGAAAACAAUCCAUUUGAUCAGAUUGUUCACAAGAGGAAAAUUGCCAUUGCAAAAGCACAAGGUGAUAUGUCGUUAGCGGUUGAUUAUCUCAAUAAGUAUCUGGAAUUAUUUAUGGCAGAUCAUGAUGCCUGGAGAGAACUUGCUGAAACAUAUGUUUCCUUACAAAUGUACAAGCAAGCUGCCUUUUGUUAUGAGGAGCUAAUAUUAGCCCACCCAACCAUUCCACUUUAUCAUAUAGCCUAUGCUGAGGUUCUGUACACUAUGGGUGGCUUGGAAAAUCUUCAGACAGCUAAGAAGUAUUAUGCAUCAACGAUCCAGUUAACUGGAGGCAAGAAUACAAGAGCCCUCUUUGGUGUAUGUCUGUGUACUUCGGCAAUCAAUCAGUUGACCAAAGGAAGGAACAAGGAGGAAGAGGGCUCAGAGCUGCAGAGCUUGGCUGCAAAAGCACUGUUGAAGAACUACAAGGAAAAGGCUCCAUCAAAGGUGCCCCUUAUCAGCAGCAUGUUGAAGAACAUGAAACUCUCCUGAUCCCAACUAGCUUCACACAUCGACAGUGGCCUCGUUGACAGAUAAUUAAAUUGAUGCCAGCAUAAUGCUUGUUUUUUUUUAUGGCACCAACAUUGCAAAGGUUAAAAUUAGAUGAUCCCAUGGCCAUGGGUUGUACAAUACCUGUUUGUUUACCGAGAAAUAUACAUGGCUUCUUUUUCAAUCGAUGUUCUACUAUAGAUCAAUAAACCUCUAUUGUAUUUCAGCACAAACAAAAUUUUGAAUCAGUCGUCGGAGAAGCUGUAGCUGCUGAUUUUGAUUGGUAUGUAACAGUUGUAGUCACGUAGAUGAAACCUGAUCCUGGGUAUCUUAGUUUUCUCUUCUGUUGUGUUUC
Messenger RNA from Panicum virgatum (switchgrass), 1425 nucleotides. Its product is annotated as ER membrane protein complex subunit 2-A-like. The transcript has 9 exons. Gene Ontology annotation, molecular function: protein binding. Bases 138 to 1073 code for a protein of 311 amino acids. Lineage: Eukaryota; Viridiplantae; Streptophyta; Magnoliopsida; Poales; Poaceae. The record is from RefSeq and is a predicted model, not a curated record. Gene Ontology annotation, cellular component: EMC complex. Gene Ontology annotation, biological process: protein folding in endoplasmic reticulum.